Messenger RNA from Drosophila innubila, 5567 nucleotides. It is a transcript of the gene norpA, whose product is annotated as 1-phosphatidylinositol 4,5-bisphosphate phosphodiesterase. Gene Ontology annotation, molecular function: phosphatidylinositol-4,5-bisphosphate phospholipase C activity; calcium ion binding. NCBI's taxonomy places the organism in Eukaryota, Metazoa, Arthropoda, Insecta, Diptera, Drosophilidae. The transcript has 13 exons. Bases 424 to 3708 code for a protein of 1094 amino acids. The record is from RefSeq and is a predicted model, not a curated record. Gene Ontology annotation, biological process: lipid metabolic process; phosphatidylinositol-mediated signaling.
UAACUGGAAAAUAAAAUAACUAGAAAAAUUACAAAAUAUAAUAAAUGAAUAAGAAAUUAAUUAAACUUUUAGUAAAAACACAAUGUGAUCUGCAAUAACUGUAAAUGUGUAUAUAUAGACAAAGAAAUACCGUUAAGCGUUAGAAGGAUGUGUAUGUGUGUGUGUGUGUGUGAGUGUAUUAAACGUUAACAGAUUUUUUCAAGCCAAGUCAAAAAAAAAAGCCAAAUACAAUAGCAGCGAUAACAGAGCGAUUACAUCGAUUACAUCAAUAACAGCAAACGAUAACACCAAUUUAACAUAAAUAUAAAAAAUAUAUAUCUAUGUAGUAUAUAGUAUAUGGAUACUGUAUAGAUGUGCCUAUAUGUUUUGCUAUAGCUAUAGCCACACACACACAAACAUUGACAUUAACGACAAUUGUAAAUAAUGACCAAGAAGUACGAAUUCGAUUGGAUCAUUCCGGUUCCGCCGGAACUGACCACAGGGUGUGUCUUCGAUCGCUGGUUCGAGAAUGAGAAGGAAACCAAAGAGAAUGAUUUUGAGCGCGAUGCUCUCUUCAAGGUCGAUGAGUAUGGAUUCUUUCUCUACUGGAAGAGCGAGGGUAGAGAUGGUGAUGUCAUCGAGUUGUGUCAAGUGAGCGAUAUUCGUGCCGGCGGCACUCCAAAGGAUCCUAAAAUUCUCGAUAAGGUUACCAAAAAGAAUGGCACGAAUAUUCCGGAACUGGAUAAACGAUCCCUGACCAUCUGCUCGAACACGGACUAUAUCAAUAUAACAUAUCAUCAUGUUAUUUGCCCGGAUGCGGCAACAGCCAAGAGCUGGCAAAAGAUGUUGCGUCAAAUAACGCAUAACAAUAAAGCCACCAACGUGUGUCCUCGCACCAAUCUAAUGAAACAUUGGAUGCGUCUCAGUUAUUGUGUGGAGAAGAGCGGCAAAAUUCCGGUCAAGACGUUGGCUAAAACAUUCGCAUCUGGUAAAACCGAGAAGCUGGUCUAUACGUGCAUCAAAGAUGCGGGUCUGCCAGAUGAUAAGAAUGCCACCAUGACUAAGGAACAGUUCACAUUCGAGAAAUUCUAUGCGCUAUAUCACAAGGUCUGUCCGCGCAAUGAUAUCGAGGAAUUGUUCACAUCGAUCACCAAGGGUAAACAGGACUAUAUCAGUCUAGAGCAGUUUGUGCAGUUUAUGAAUGAGAAACAACGUGAUCCGCGCAUGAACGAGAUUCUAUUCCCAUUGUACGAGGAGAAACGUUGCACAGAGAUUGUCAACGAUUAUGAGCUAGAUGAGGAAAGGAAGAAGAGCUUGCAACUCUCGUUGGACGGCUUCAAGCGUUAUUUAAUGUCCGAUGAGAAUGCGCCCGUGUUUCUGGAUCGUCUCGAUUUCUAUAUGGAAAUGGAUCAACCGUUGGCACAUUAUUACAUCAACAGUUCACAUAAUACAUAUUUAUCGGGUCGCCAGAUUGGUGGUAAGAGCUCCGUCGAAAUGUACCGCCAAACUUUGCUGGCCGGCUGUCGUUGUGUCGAAUUGGAUUGCUGGAAUGGCAAGGGGGAGGAUGAGGAACCAAUUGUUACCCACGGUCAUGCCUACUGUACGGAAAUCUUGUUCAAGGAUUGCAUUCAGGCCAUUGCGGAUUGCGCGUUUGUCUCAUCCGAAUAUCCGGUGAUUCUCUCCUUCGAGAAUCAUUGCAAUCGCGCCCAGCAAUAUAAGUUAGCUAAAUACUGUGAUGAUUUCUUUGGUGAUCUGCUGCUGAAGGAGCCGCUCUCGGAUCAUCCGUUGGAUCCGGGCUUGCCGUUGCCACCACCGUGUAAACUAAAGCGCAAGAUUCUCAUUAAAAACAAGCGAAUGAAGCCCGAGGUGGAGAAAGUCGAACUGGAGCUGUGGCUGAAGGGUGAGCUGAAGACCGACGAUGAUCCCGAGGAGGAUGCGAGUGCUGGCAAGCCGCCAGAGGCAGCUGCCGCUCCGGCUCCUGCACCCGAGGCAGCUGCUGCCGAUGCCUCCGCCGAGGGAGCGGGCGGUGCCGAGGCGGAGGCCGCUGCGGCCAAUUACAGUGGUUCCACCACCAAUGUGCAUCCCUGGCUCUCAUCAAUGGUCAAUUAUGCGCAGCCCAUUAAGUUCCAGGGCUUCGACAAGGCAAUCGAAAAGAACAUUGCCCACAACAUGUCGUCGUUUGCGGAGUCGGCGGGCAUGAAUUAUUUGAAGCAGAGCUCCAUUGACUUUGUCAAUUACAACAAGCGUCAGAUGUCGCGUAUUUAUCCGAAGGGAACGCGAGCCGAUUCCUCGAAUUAUAUGCCGCAGGUCUUUUGGAAUGCCGGUUGCCAGAUGGUCUCAUUGAAUUUCCAGACCUCCGAUUUGCCGAUGCAACUGAAUCAGGGCAAAUUCGAGUAUAAUGGCGGUUGCGGUUAUCUCUUAAAGCCGGACUUUAUGCGACGUGCCGAUAAGGAUUUUGAUCCGUUUGCGGAUGCACCUGUGGAUGGUGUAAUUGCCGCCUGUUGUUCGGUGAAGGUAAUUGCCGGACAGUUCUUGUCGGACAAGAAGGUGGGCACCUAUGUGGAGGUGGAUAUGUUUGGACUGCCCUCGGAUACGGUGAAGAAGGAGUUUCGUACACGUCUGGUGCCCAACAACGGCCUCAAUCCGGUAUACAACGAGGACCCUUUUGUAUUCCGUAAAGUCGUCUUACCCGAUUUGGCGGUACUACGUUUCGGUGUCUAUGAGGAGAGCGGCAAGAUGAUUGGACAGCGAAUUCUGCCCUUGGAUGGUCUACAGCCGGGCUAUCGUCAUGUCUCGCUGCGCACGGAGGCGAACUUUCCCAUGUCCUUGCCCAUGUUAUUUGUGAACAUCGAAUUGAAAAUCUAUGUACCUGAUGGCUUUGAGGAUUUCAUGGCCAUGCUGUCGGAUCCGCGAGGAUUUGCCGGCGCUGCCAAACAGCAGAAUGAACAAAUGAAGGCGCUGGGCAUUGAGGAGCAGAGCGGCGGAGCCGCUCGGGAUGCCGGUAAGGCCAAGGAGGAGGAGAAAAAGGAGCCACCGCUCGUUUUUGAGCCGGUCACCCUCGAAUCGUUGCGGCAGGAGAAGGGCUUUCAGAAGGUGGGCAAAAAGCAGAUCAAGGAGCUGGAUACACUGCGCAAAAAACAUGCCAAGGAGCGCACUUCGGUGCAGAAGACACAAAACGCGGCGAUCGAUAAACUGAUCAAGGGCAAGAGCAAAGAUGAUAUACGCAACGAUGCGAAUAUCAAGAAUGCCAUCAAUGAUCAGACCAAACAAUGGACGGACAUGAUUGCCCGGCAUCGCAAGGAGGAGUGGGACAUGCUCCGGCAGCAUGUGCAGGACUCGCAGGAUGCCAUGAAGGCGCUCAUGCUGACCGUGCAGGCGGCACAGAUCAAACAGCUCGAGGAUCGUCAUGCCAGGGAUAUCAAGGAACUGAAUGCUAAGCAGGCCAAGACAUCGGCUGACACCGCCAAGGAGGUGCAGAAUGACAAGACACUCAAGACGAAGAACGAGAAGGAUCGUCGGCUGCGCGAGAAGCGACAGAACAAUGUCAAGCGUUUCAUGGAGGAGAAAAAGCAAAUCGGCGUUAAACAGGGACGUGCCAUGGAGAAAUUGAAAUUGGCGCAUUCGAAGCAAGUUGAGGAAUUUAGUACCGAUGUGCAAAAGCUUAUGGAUAUGUACAAAAUCGAGGAGGAGGCCUAUAAAACCCAAGGAAAAACGGAAUUUUAUGCUUAAAAAGAAUAUUCCCCAACAACAACAACAAGCAUCAAGAACAACAACAACAACAACUCCGAUGUUUAUCAAAUGCAUGCAAAAAAAAAAGAAAAAAAGAGAACUUAUUUAAAAAGAAAAGAAAAGAAAACUCUAUAAGUUCUUUUAAGUAUAUAAGUGUAUGAAGUAUACCCUAUAAAAAUUGUAUAUCUACUACUAGAAAGAAAGUAAACACUUUGUGCUUUAUACUUAUUUAAGAUGUUUAACACACACCCUAACACACCCCAACACACCUACACAUACAUUCAUAUAUACACAGGAUAUUCUAUAUAUGAUAAUUGUUGAAAUUAUUUCAAAAGAAUGCCCAUCUCCAAUUAAUCAAAUCUACAUUUAAAUACAAAGAAAGAACAAUGAAAAUCUAAAAAAAAAAACAACAAUAAAUAAAAGUAUAUUCUAAACAAAAAAAAUACUAGUAAUACCAAAUGUGUUGGUAUUUUUGUGCAUGAACAAAACGAUACACCGAUAAGCUUAGAUCAUGCCCCCAAACCCCCUGACCCUUAAAUAUAAUAUAUAUAACUAUCCAAAGUUCUCAAGAGAUUGAGCCCAGAAAUUCAGAGCGCAUAGCGCUAGUUUUUUUUUUCUACGUUUAAAUGUUGAAGUGAAAAAGGCGAGAGAGAGAACAAUUACAAAAAAUACCAACCGCAGUAUAUACUAAACGUACGUAUGUUUCAAUGCAAAAAAGAAAAGAAAAAUACUAAACAUAUACAUAUGUGUUUCCGAUUUUCCACCUAACAGCUUAGCAAAUAAAUAAAUACCUAUGUAUUAUGUAUGAUAACCGUAAUAACACAAAAACCGACUAUCCACAAAACAAGAAAAUACCUAUAAAAAAAAUUUAAAAAAUAAAACAAAAAAAUAACAUAAAUUAUUUAAGACAAAAGAACAAGUAUUUCAACUAUAGACAAGUAUAAAGUGCUGUGCUGGCAGUAAAAUAUUUGUAUUUUUCAACAAAAGCAAAGAAAAUACCAAAUAAAAUACUAAAGCAUUUAUUUUUAAUAAAUGCAACAAAAAAAAAAAUAAAUAAGAAACAGAUACUUCAAAAUGCUUAAAAAUACCAACAAAAAGAAAUUAAUUUAAUGUAUGUACAUCCCAAUUUACUGCGUAACGAUCUAUGUGCAUAACCUCAAAAAAAUACCAAACAAUAAAUUAAUUUCUGCUAAAAAAAAAAAAAAAAAAAAAAAACAUAAAUAAAUAAAAAUAAAAUAAAAUGAGAAAAAAGUAUAAGUUUAAGUGUUUAUAAAUAUAAUAACUCUCUUUUAGUAUGAUCAAUUCAAAUGAAACACCCCUACCGGCUAUAGUUAUAUACGAAUAUAACCCAUAUAUAUAUUUGAUAUGGUCUCACAUAGCAGUACCGUCAAUGGAUAAUACUAAAAAACAAGGAAGUCAAACACAUGAAAAGAAAAUACUAAAAACUUGUUAAACUUUAUAUCAAACGAAAAGCGAAGCGUUCAAUUUUUUGAAGAACAAAAUCAAAAUCAAAAAAAGGAAAAGAAAUACAAAUACAAAUACUUCGUUUAACAGCAAAAUACUUUCGCAAAAUUUUACAAAAGUAGCCAAAGAAUAACAAAUUUAAAAAAAAUACCAACAAGACGAAGUUAGAUAAUAUACCAAGUUUGCUUUCGAGUUGAAUUCACUUAGGUUGCACUCAAAAUUGUUGUUUCUGUUCGCAUGUAUUGUAGUUGUUGCAAAAAAAUACCAAAAUAUUUAAGAAAAAAAUACUAAGUUAAGAAGAUAAAGAGAAAAAAAUACUGUACUGUAUAUUUAUUGAUUAGAACAAUCCAAGCGUUUAUUUCACUUGAAUGUGCCCUAAAAAAAAAAAACGAAAU